Hyla sarda is the source of this 3537-nucleotide messenger RNA. RefSeq names its product TRAF interacting protein with forkhead associated domain (gene TIFA). Lineage: Eukaryota; Metazoa; Chordata; Amphibia; Anura; Hylidae. Gene Ontology annotation, molecular function: protein binding. Gene Ontology annotation, biological process: canonical NF-kappaB signal transduction. The coding region runs from base 343 to 927 and encodes 194 amino acids. The transcript has 2 exons. The record is from RefSeq and is a predicted model, not a curated record.
AAACAGGAAGGAUCAGAAGCAAGAAGAAAGUAUUGUGUGUGCGUGUGAGAGAGAAAGAGGGAUAAUGGCGGGAAGAAGCUGAUGACGGCUACAAGUGACCAGAAAGGGACACACAGUAGGUACAUACUAUUAGCUGGCAGCUUAGGAAGCCUGUUCCCCGACCCUGACUCCCGGCCCGGGCAUAGUAGUUCUGUGCAGCCCAGCAGGGAGGCGGUAACCGGAGUGGGCGGGGCCUGAGAGACAAGACCAGACAGCAGAGAGGCAUUCCAGCUCAGAGAUAAGAACGCCGUGUGUGUACAGUGUGUACGGGAGGAGAGCGGCUGGAUACUUCAUAACACAGGAAUGGCUGCUGCAGACGGGGACAAUGAUGUGGACACAGAGCAGACAUUCACAUGUUUGAACAUAAAAAUGUACCAUCCUCUCCAGCACGACAGAAGAAUCUUUAGUGCCCUUGAGUUGUGCAAAAGGCAAGAGAUUGGAGCGGAGGAAGUGGUUAUGUUUGGGCGGGACGUUACUUGCUGUAAAUUCAAAUUGCUACAUAACAAAGUCUCAAGGAUGCAAUUCGCUUUGCAGUUCUUCAAGCAGAUAAACAGUUCCACAAUGUCCUUUGAGAUAAAAAACCUCAGCAAGAAAACUAAACUGUACGUUGAUGGCUUGGAACUGACUUACCUCAAUAAGGUUGAUCUUCCGCCCAAGUGCUUGAUUCGUUUUGGGGAAUUUCAGAUGUUGUUGGAGAAUGAAGCUGGAGAGUCAGAGGACAAAUUUGCAAUCUACUGUGAAGUGUCACGCUUUUCUCUUGUACAGGAGAUAGGCUAUCCAGUGAUGCUAGCCAUUCCCGAAAAUGGCCCAAUAUAUCAGGCAAAUAGUCAGCCUUUAUCUAUCCCACCAACACCUCCCCCAGUUGAAGUGGAUGAAAACGACGUAUAAAAACUAUGUAUGAAAAGUAGAUACAUUAACCUCUUGGAUGCCUUUUAUAUAGAAGCUAUACUAACAAAGACUUUGCGUGAUGCCUUCCCCUAAAGGAUUAAUUUAUAUUAAAUUGUACAGUUGAGACUGCUCCAUUCAAUUAUGUCCCUAUGAUAUUGUAACAUCAUUUUGUAAUUCUGUUUAUUUGGGUGAGCAGACUAUUGGCUGAAAUCUCCCCCAGCUUCUUCAAUUGUAACUACUGACACUGUAAAAAUGUUACAACAAUUAGUAGUCACUUUAUAGUAAACACUAUCGAAGAAACACAAGUGUAAUCCAUGGCUCUCCUGAAAGGUCAAUCUUUCACUUUGGGAAACUAAUCGGAUGAAUAAUAUCAAACAACUGAAUAUUACUUUAAGGGUAGGGUCACAGAUGCCAUAUUUUGCUGCUGCGUAUUUUCUUAACCAUUGAAGUCAAUGGGUAGCAAAAUAUGCAGCAGCAAAACACGGCACAUGUGACCCUACCUUAAAGGGAUUAUCCAGGAUUAGAACCACCAAGAAACACAUGUAAAUAGGCCAUCAAAGUCCUGAAAAACACCCUUUAAGGGUGGACAGUAUCCUGUGCACAUUUGAUGUGUGGUUCCGCCCAUAGUAACCAAUCACAGCCCAGCUUUUAUAUUUUAACUAGCUUUUGCCCACGGCUUCGCUCGCAUUAAAUUUGGGGUAACAUAGAUCUACUUUUUACGAUCCUAUAGUAAUGAGGCUGCUCUGGGUAAAGUCUACAGGCAUCCAAACAACCCGAAUUCUUUCAACUUUGAUCGCCGCGUCUAAAGAGUUAAAGCCAGACAUCUGCCGGAACGGCGAUGUCCAGCAUUAGCCACAGGUCCUGGCUGCUGAUAGCUCCUGAGCUCGUUCAUAACCCUCCCAUGCCGCAGUGCCGGGUAUACCUAGCUUCAAAAAUGACGGACUUCCAUACAAGCUUUCAACACCUUUUUCAAAAUUCUUUCUUAUUCCUUGUCUAUGUCUUAAAAACAACACCUGAGAGAAAAAACUCAGCUUUCUAGGUCCAGGGGUUUAGGCUGGGCGUUGAUGAGUCAGGCCUUCUAUAUAGAGAGAUCUAUAGAUGAGCUUUGGGAAAAUAAAAGUUGAACUGUGACUUCUAUGGGCAGAGCCAGACAGUUUUGGUUUCUGGCAGGUCGAUAAAUCUAGACUAAUGGUCCAAAUUUACUAUUGCAAAUGUGCCAAGAUUUAGUUAAUGUUUGUGUCAAAACCUGACGAAUGUCACCACAUUUGCAAUGCGUUUCAUACUUUUGACACUUUUCCACUAGGUUUGAUAAAGGGGAGUGGCCUCAGCAAAAGAAGCAUGGCCUAUAUGCACAAAACUUAGGCACAUGUUUCUGGUUUGAAGUACACUAAAAGUUGGUAUAAACUUAAACAACGCCUACUUCUACAGGUUUAUUAGUAAGCCUGAGACACUGACAAAUCUGGUGCAUUUAGGCCAUGUUCACACAGCGGAAAUUCUGUUUUUCCGCUCAAAUUCCAUGCAAAUAAAAAAAAAAAGACUUUUCUGCAGAUUUGUGGAAUUUGAGCGAAAUUUGUGUUUUCAAAACAGAGUCCCAUUAACUUUAAUGCCUGCUACACAAAUUCUGCUGUGUGAAUGGGACAGUGGAAUUCCUAUGCACAAUGUGCUGUAAAACACUGGUCAAUUUUUAUUUUUUCUAUCAUGUAUAUUUUGUGGAAAACCACCUUGAUAAUGGUAUUUUUCCUUUUAAAACAAGCCUGAUAUGAGCAUUAUUUAACCACAUUCACGUGUAAGAUGUUCUAUAAACAGCUGUAUAAAUAUAUACUAACCAUUAAAGUGGAAUGUAUCACAUUCUUUCCUCAUUAUAGCCAGAUUUUUUUGUACAUUAUUAUGGAGGCAGUCAUCCUGCCUGAGUUGUUUUAAGGUAAAACAGUACUUUUGGGAUAUAAAAUGUUAUCCUCCUCCUAAGGAUAGGGGGGGAAGUAAGUGUCAAAUCACAGGUGGUCCGACCACUGGGACCCCCAGCUCUCCUCCUGAAUGGGCUGUGUUGAUCACCACUAAAAGUGAUGGUCGACAUGCCUCCGCCAUGCAUCUGAGGGAGAGCCAGAGAGCUGCUCUAGGAAAUCUAAAGGGGAAAGGCAUUACAGGAAAUAAUUUGUACAGAACAGAGUAUCGGCUUAGUUUUAGCCCUAGGGGCCAGAAUGAAGCCUGCAAGAUUGUGAAUAUUUUAAAAUAUAGGUGUUAAAUUAGAAAAAUUAUAUUAUAAAGUUAAAAAAAAUGACUUAACAUUUGUGGUGAGACUUAUCAUUGUUUGCUUUGGUAAGAGUUCUGUAGUGUGUUUUUUUUUUUUUUUUUGCUUCUGUGUCAUUUAUCAUACUAUCACAGGGGGUUGAUGAUAAAUUUAGCUUACAUAAGCAAAAUCCAAUAAAAUCACUUUGGAAUAACAUUUUCUUAGCACACAUCAGCAAAAUAAAGUGUUUUUUCCCCUAACCCAUUUUGUUUGUUUUUAAUUUCAGAUCCGUCUAUCCUGUGGGCUACUUCAGAUUUGGUGGACUACGAUGACCAGCGUAUUUUUCUUUUGUUCAACAUUUUGUAAGAGGGCUUGUGGGGGAG